This is a messenger RNA of Daldinia caldariorum, 2840 nucleotides long. RefSeq names its product ATP-dependent DNA helicase. Gene Ontology annotation, molecular function: 3'-5' DNA helicase activity; nucleic acid binding; ATP binding. Gene Ontology annotation, biological process: double-strand break repair via homologous recombination. The record is from RefSeq and is a predicted model, not a curated record. NCBI's taxonomy places the organism in Eukaryota, Fungi, Ascomycota, Sordariomycetes, Xylariales, Hypoxylaceae. Bases 250 to 2433 code for a protein of 727 amino acids. The transcript has 3 exons. Gene Ontology annotation, cellular component: chromosome; cytoplasm; nucleus.
ACUGGUAAUUCUUCCAGAGACAUACUUAACCUUAGGCAGGUAACUCUAUGGUAAUGAGAUCUUUCUCACCAACACAAGCUGCUAUUAGGAAUUUCUCAUAUUUUCGCAUACUACAAUUCUUCUGUUCCUCUCCAAUUCGGAGUAAAUCCACAUUUGCGGUCACGAAUAAUAAAAAAGUAAAAUAAACUUCAAACGCGGCGGCAAUCCCCAAUUACUACCGACAAGAAACUUCACAAAACUUUAUCCACCAUGUCCGAUUACGACUCGGGAGAUGGCCUUUUUCAAGGAGUAGAUGUAGAUAACCUGACGGCAGGAAAGAAACGUGGACAUUCUUCUGACGAUGAAGAGAAUCAUCAAGCGAAGCUAACCAAACAGCUCAAAGUACAUGAUGCAAAACGCAACGACACAGCAUUCCUUGGAGAUAUUGCCAAGUCGAUUCUAAAGGAAAAGUUUGGCUACGAUGACUUCCGUCACGAGCAGUUCUCUGCCAUCAUAUCCAUCCUGCAAAAGGAGAAUACCCUCGCAGUCUUUCCCACGGGCGCUGGCAAGUCGCUCUGUUAUCAAAUACCUGCUCUUGCUUUCGAAGAGGUAGACGCUGUGGAUGGUAACGAAACUCGCACCGGGCCGGGACUUAGUAUCGUCGUUUCGCCCUUGAUUGCUCUUAUGAAGGAUCAAGUAGACGCCCUAUUACAAAAAGGCAUUGCUGCCGCUUCUCUGGACUCUACCAAGGCUUACGAACAGCAGAAGCAGAUCAAUGCUGGUAUCAGAGAAGGCCAUCUGAAAUUACUCUACUGCGCACCCGAGAGGCUCAACAACGAGGGCUUCAUCGAGAGCAUGAAACAUGUUCCGGGAGGCGUUCGGCUAGUAGCCGUCGACGAAGCCCACUGUAUCUCAGAAUGGGGCCAUUCUUUUCGUCCGGAUUAUCUGAAGGUGGCCCGCUUCAUUCAAGAGAUCCAGGCUGAAAGAGUCAUCUGCCUGACAGCCACAGCGACGCCUCGCGUUAUUGAUGAUGUUGCAAAGGCAUUCAAGAUCAAGAAGUCCAACGUGUUUUGCACUUCUCCCUAUAGACCAAAUCUACGUCUAUUAGCCGAGUCCGUGGAUACAAAGAUGGACAAGUAUCCAAAGAUAUUCCGUUUCUUGCGAGAACAUCCCGGGCCUACUCUUAUAUAUGUGACUCUUCAGAAACAAGCCGAAUCGCUCGCGGAUGAUCUAGGAAAGGAAGGCUUUAACGCAGUCGCAUUCUCCGCCGGUCUCAGAAAAGAGGUAAAGACUCAAAUCCAAGAAUCCUUCAUGGCCGAUCGCGUACCGAUAGUUGUCGCUACAAUUGCCUUCGGCAUGGGUAUUGACAAGCCCAACAUACGAAACGUUAUCCAUUUCGAUCUUUCUAGCACAGUUGAAGAAUAUUCGCAGCAGAUCGGUCGCGCGGGAAGGGAUGGAGAAACGAGUCAUUGCAUGUUUUACAUUUGUCCCGAUGACUUUUACUUAACAGAGAACUUCGCUCGUGGCGACUUGCCAUCACGGCAAUCGCUGCUUCGGUUGCUAGAAGACCUAUUCCUGCGGAAAGUCGACCGCACGCAGGACGGCGAUGUCAUCAGACUUAAUCAAACUAGCUUGGGUCGAGACCACGACAUCCGGGCAGGUCCUCUGUCUAUCCUGCUGGCGACACUAGAGCUUCGAUUCGGCCUAGUCAGGGCAAUUACUCCGGAAUAUUCUUCGUACAAAUUCGAAGCAAUGCCCCAAUACCAGCAUCAUGCCAAAGCAGACUCUUCUAUCGAAGGCAAAGCCAUCUAUAAGCACGCCAAGAAAUCCCGAUAUGGCAAGUUGUACAAAGUCGAUAUCAACGAAAUCGUAAGGUCGAUGGGGCUGCUACGUACCGACUUAGUGAGGAAGCUCGAGGAGUACAACGACAACAGUAUCAUCAUGCUAAAGAAAAGCGGAGUCGAGAACAAGCUCAAGAUCCUGAAGCCACUCCCCAAGACUCCGGGUCAAAUCAAAGCCAUCGCCGAUAAGCUGUACGUCGAUAUGGAAGCUCGGGAGGAGGAUGCCAUGCGUCGAACCCAGCAGGUAGCCGACCUGAUAACAGGCGACAAAUGCUUUGCUAUAGCCCUAGCCGAGCACUUCGGAAUGGGGCUCCCCGGCGGGAAAGUCAAGUGCGGGCACUGCUCCCACUGUCUGACGGGGAAGCGCGUGAUAUUACCCCCAAGGCCCACACCGGCUGUCGACAUCGCGGGCAUCCAACGGGUUCUUGAGGGCUGCAGCGUACGGGACGACCCGAGAUUCCUAGCGCGCGUGGCCUUCGGCAUCAAAAGCCCGCGGGUCAUGCAGCUUAAGCUCCACCAGAAUAGCAUCUUCAUGUCGUUGGCAGACCACGACUUCAAGUCUUUAUUACAAGAGUUCACCCGAGCUUGCGAAGCGGCGGGGUAUAAUAAGUAAGAAAGAAAGAGAGGGCCGAAGUCUAUCAGGGGUCUGUUUUGUUUUGAUGCUUGGUUUUUCUUUAAAGGUACCUAGGUGAUCAAGACAGGUUAAUAGAUUGAGAGGCAAGAUGUAUGUAAUGUAGAUGACGGAAUACCAGGAUGUUCUAAGGUAUGGUAUACCUUACCUAGGUACCUCAGGUACGGUUUAUCGUGACAUCCUGCGCCAACUAAUGAUAUCUGACGAUGUACGAUUAGAUUAAACGUCACUCGUUAAUAUAGAUGCUUUUUCUCGCCGGUUGAAUCAUCAGCCUGGAGAAGAAAGGCAAAAUUCCCUAACUAACUACCUAGGUACCUGUUUUUGUGUAGUUGGAGAAAUAUCACAAAGUGCAUUCUGGCGGUCAUAGCACAGGGGUUCACUCAGUUACG